Molecule: messenger RNA, 1722 nt
Organism: Marmota flaviventris (yellow-bellied marmot)
Lineage: Eukaryota; Metazoa; Chordata; Mammalia; Rodentia; Sciuridae
Product: multidrug and toxin extrusion protein 2-like
Biological process (GO): xenobiotic detoxification by transmembrane export across the plasma membrane
Cellular component (GO): membrane
Molecular function (GO): antiporter activity; xenobiotic transmembrane transporter activity
Source: RefSeq, a predicted model, not a curated record
AUGGAGGUCCCCGCUGCCGCCACCGAGUCCCCCGCGGACCAAGCCCUCCAACCGCCCGGCGUCCUCUGGCGGCGCGGCUGCCUACGGGGCUUGCGGGGCGCGUUGCCCUCGGACCUGCGGCGGGAGGCGGCGGAGCUGGCGGCGCUCGCGGGCCCCGUGUUCCUUGCACAGUUGAUGAUCUUUCUCAUUAGCAUCGUCAGUUCCAUAUUCUGCGGACAUCUGGGCAAAGUCGAGCUGGAUGCUGUUACACUUGCUGUCUCGGUUGUGAAUGUUACAGGGAUUUCGGUUGGAACUGGCUUGGCCUCUGCUUGUGACACAUUGAUGUCUCAGUCCUUUGGAGGCAAGAACCUAAAACGUGUUGGGAUCAUACUUCAAAGAGGAAUCCUCAUCUUGCUGCUGUGUUGCUUCCCUUGCUGGGCCAUCUUCAUCAAUACCGAGAACCUCCUCCUGCUCCUGAAACAAGACCCUGAAGUGGCCAGGAUAGCCCAAAUUUAUGUGAUGAUUUUCAUUCCUGCUCUUCCUGCAGCAUUCCUGUUCCAACUGCAGACAAGAUAUUUACAAAGUCAGGGCAUCAUCAUGCCCCAAGUUAUUACUGGGAUUGCAGCGAAUAUUGUCAACGUGGGCAUGAAUGCCCUCCUGAUGUAUGCCCUGGACCUUGGAGUGGUAGGAUCUGCUUGGGCCAACACCACCUCCCAGUUCUUCCUGUCUGCUCUUCUUUUCCUCUAUGUGUGGUGGAAAAAAAUCUACAUCGACACCUGGGGAGGUUGGACGAGAGAGUGCUUCCAAGAGUGGGGCGCCUACAUCCACUUGGCUAUUCCCAGUAUGUUCAUGCUGUGCAUCGAGUGGUGGACCUUCGAGAUCGGAACCUUCCUCGCAGGGCUGAUUAAUGUGACUGAGCUUGGAGCCCAGGCUGUCAUUUAUGAACUGGCCUCUGCAGCCUAUAUGGUGCCUUUUGGCUUUGGUGUGGCCGCCAGUGUCCGAGUGGGCAAUGCAUUGGGAGCAGGGAAUGCUGAGCAGGCUCGGUGCUCCUGUACCUCUGUUCUGUUGUGUGCGAGUGUUUGUGCACUUGCACUGGGAGUUCUGCUAGCAGCUUUGAAGGAUGUGGUUGCCUACAUUUUCACCAGUGACAAGGAUAUUAGUUCCCUUGUGAGCCAAGUGAUGCCGAUUUUUGCUCCCUUUCAUUUAUUUGAUGCACUUGCAGGCACCUGCGGAGGAGUGCUGAGAGGUAUAGGAAAACAGAAGAUUGGUGCUAUCUUGAAUGCCAUUGGUUACUACAUUUUUGGUUUUCCAAUUGGAGUGUCUCUGAUGUUUGCUGCUAAACUUGGGAUAAUAGGUCUCUGGUCUGGACUGAUAGUUUGUGUCUUCUUUCAAGCCCUUUUCUACUUGAUAUACAUCCUGAGGACAAACUGGAAUAGAGUUGCAGAACAGGCACAGAUUCGUGCUGGGCUAAAAGGUACUAAAGAGACUCUACCGACCACAACAGAUCUCCCAAACCUUGAAAGAGAAACAACUGAUGGAGUGAUUUUGCCUGAUAUCAUCAGACCAGAGAGCCAGAUCAGCCAACUCAUGUCACUGGAAGAAAACAACCAGUAUGCAGUGCCAACCAUUGGGGAUGUCUUGACAGUGAAACAGUUGAUACUCUAUCGUGGAAUGGCUUUAGCUGUGGCUAUUGCUGUCCUUUUAGCAGGAAUUUUAGUAAGAAUUUUCAAUGACCGUGGAUAA